GCCAGAGAAUCGACCGUCCUUUUGCCUUGCGCGCCAUGACGACGCCAGCCCCGGAAGUGGAAUCCGAGAAGCUACCCAGCCUCUGGUAUGUUGGCAUAGGCCUCGAGAUCUUCUCCAGCAUGUGCGGAACUGCGGGGAAGAUCUUCGUGCGGCUGUCCAGCCUCCAGAAGCACAAGCAUCCGCUGCUGUCGAAGUGCUUGUUCCGAGUCGGCCUUUUUACCAACACCGUCGUUGGCCCCUUGAUCGACGUCUCUGCCUAUAGUUUUGCGCCUCAGUCCCUGGUGGCGCCCUUUGGAGGCCUUGAUGUGGUGUGGAACGCCCUUUUGGCGCCUUUCAUUCUCGAAGAGAAGCUGACGAGGCACCGCGCAGUGGGCAGCCUGCUAGUAAUGCUCGGCAGCAUCGGCUCCGCCUGUUUCGGCAACCAAGAGGAUCCAUUGUAUACCAUCGAAUACAUUGAAGCGACGCUGUUCAAUGAGCGCGUCCUGAUCUACUUCAUAGUCUUCUUGUUGUGGUAUUUCUUCAACCAGUUCUUCCUCAUGACCUGGCCCAUGGGAAGCUUAAUCAAGGGCCUGUCUUAUGGCUGGACUGCUGGAUCUUUGGCUGGCAACAUGUGGUGCACCAAGCUGGCCAUCGAGCUGGUCCAGACCUCCAUCAUCCAGGAAGACCCAGAGCCAUGGAAGACAUGGAUCCCAUAUGCAGCUUUGCUGGGCGCGGCGUUCUUCGCCGUGGUGAACGCCUUCUUUUUGACCCGGGGGCUCCAGCACUACGAGGCCUUCUUUAUGAUCACCACUGUGGAAGGUUCCAUGAUCCUAUCUGCCAGCCUUUCUGGUGCCAUUGUGCUCCGCGACGUCUACACCCUGCCGGCCUGGCGGAUUUCCCUUUAUUCCUUGUCAGUCUUGGUGGUCAUCCUCGGCAUGAUCGUGGUUUUCAGAGGUGAGGCCAGCAGCAAGAGCUCAUUGCUUAGCGGUAGCGCCAGCAUUGCAGCCGUGGACCAGCCCAAAGCGGUAGAGAAGGCGCAUGGAAUUCCACCCUCGCCGCAGGGCUCUUACGGGCGUCCGCAGCAGUCGCCUGGGGUGCCGCCCAGCCCAACGACCUCGGUGACUUCGCUGGACGGCUGCCGAUUGCGAGCAAUCAGUUCAGAAGACAUCGAAAACGGCGUUAUCGUGAUCACAACGCAUGGACAAGCUCAGCCAACUAUCGAGGAGAGUGACGAGGUUGAGGAGUGCAUCAAGUUGGAUCAUCCGCCUCCAAAGAAGAGCAAAUCUGAUGCCAAGACAGAUCAGACACCACUGACAGAGGCCCAAGGCCUCAUCAACACAGUGACCUACACUGACUCGGGGCUGAUACAGCUUUGAGACCGUAGCACUUCCGGCGACGGUCCAAUGUGCAUCUGAGAAAUCGACCCUGCGAAAAUCGCACGCGUCAGAACCGCACGGAUUUUUCCAGCAGGACUCAAUGUGAGGGUGCUAACCUGCUGUGCCCGAAGGUAUGCUCAAAAAGACAUGUUCACGGCAUGCAAACAGCAUACCGUGCAAGUUUUCACCUUAUUCUGGGUCGGUCAGUUCCCAAGUGUUGCUUGGGAUUAGUUCUAGAAUUGUGCUGCCCAGACCGACCGCAUCAAUUGGCAAGCCCAAAUUUCUCUUGGCUACGUGACGGCAGACA
Messenger RNA from Effrenium voratum, 1662 nucleotides. The record is from the annotation of a GenBank genome assembly. Lineage: Eukaryota; Dinophyceae; Suessiales; Symbiodiniaceae.